Molecule: messenger RNA, 1108 nt
Organism: Cylicocyclus nassatus
Lineage: Eukaryota; Metazoa; Nematoda; Chromadorea; Rhabditida; Strongylidae
Source: the annotation of a GenBank genome assembly
GCUGCAUUCUUUCCGGCGAGUUGUUUGAUCCACGAUUCUGGCUGUGGUUUGUGUCUGUGCUUUUCAACAUAAUUUAUUUUUGCUACAUCCUUGUACCAAAUUUCAAUUUGUGCACAUGUCAAACAACCGUGAAUUUAACAAAUGGCAUGAUCUACCAGUGGAUCUCAAAUUGGCUAUUCUGCGCCAUCUUCCAUUCACUACUUUGAUGCGUUUUAUGUGUUUGAGCAAAGAGUGUUACUCGCUGGCGUCACGGGCAAAGGCUAAAGUCGAGAGGGUGAUGUAUUGGUAUCGAUCACAUACCCUAGGAUUUGAGCCCCCAUGCGUUCAUGUGAGUAUCACAUGGGAGUCAGUUUCCGGGUUUGGCUAUGAUGGCUAUGUAGUCGAAAUUUAUGAGCACGGCACCACACAAAGCGUGCUUCGUCGCUUGAGAGGAGCGCAAAUACGUUAUGACCAGGAUUUUGAAUCUGUUGCUGUACGAUUACUCGUUCAUUACACAAAAAUCCUAAAUGUUCGAAUUGUGCUAAUAAAUCAGUCUGUCAUGACGCCAGGAUUUGCACGUGCUCUUCGUGGACAGCUUUCCACUUCAACCCUGCAAGCGAAACGUUUUGGGCUAUCUACUGAGGAUGGAUCCUUAAUUUCUGUGCUUCUACCUUACCUGCCAUUUCAUUCAUCGAGCAUUCUUAUUUCCAAUCUCAAUCAUGAUAAUGUGACCUUAGGUACCGAUAUUUUUGAUCAUGAAGCGAUCCGCACUGCUCAGGAGUUCUUCUCUAGUACCUUCAAGGCAGAUAUUUAUGAUGAGCAACUAGGCAAACUACAAGCAUCUAAUCUUGGUGUCCGCUCUCCUCACAUCACCUCGCAUUCCAUCAAUGAACUGAUCUUGGAGUGGUUCAGAGGUGAACGUCAAAUCGCUUACUUCAGAAUAAGUACUGACAAACUUUUGCAGUGGGAUGAUCUACUUAAUGGUGCGAAUGCAGCAGAUGUUAAAAGUGUGGUUGAUGCAAUUGGAGGCAGUGGGGUUGGCGAGGUUCUGCUGCAUAGUAAAUAUGGCAAUCUUUUCGUACGGAUGUCUGCUCAUUUUUGUGAACUACGUCGUGUGUCGUCUACAUGA